GUUACACCACAGACGAGCUGUGUGCGGGCCGGGAUGAGAGGAGCAGUGAUGGAGCAGGUGCGGGGUGAGAUCUCUCGGACAGCUCUGACCCUGGGAGGAGACACCACCGCAGGGACAGACAGAAUGCAGAGGAGGAGAGCAAACCCUAAAAAGAAUGGCAGAACAUCAUGCCAUCAAGGGCAUAGACCAGACUGGCAUGUUGGAUUUAAAAUACAUAAACUCCACCAAAGACAGAAUGCAGAGGAGGAGAGCAAACCCUAAAAGAAUGGCAGAACAUCAUGCCAUCAAGGGCAUAGACCAGCCUGGCAUGUUGGAUAUAAAAUACAUAAACUCCACCAAAGGCAGGGGUGUGUUUGCAAUGGCACCUUUUACAAAGGGGGAAUUUGUUGUGGAGUACCGUGGUCAACUGAUUGACUUCACAGAGUCGGAGAGGAGAAGGAGAGUAUACAAUCCAAAAUGCUCUGUCUUCAUGUACGACUUGAUGUGGCAUGACAAGAUGUGGUGCAUCGAUGCUGCCACUGAAGAUGGGUCCUUCAGAAGGCUCGUAAAUGAUAACCAUGUUGAUCCUAAUUGCAAAAUGAAAAAGAUCAUCGUUGGGGAAAAACCACAUCUGUCUUUUUGUGGACAGAGACAUAUACGUAAUUUCCUCUCCUACGUUUAACUAUGGAGAUAGCAAUUGGCCAUGGAGACAAAAGGUGGAGACCCCCAUCAAGCAAAUGGAGGUAGAAACGGCAACUAUGCAACAGGAGGAGACCACACCUCACGCUUUGAUGUCUUCCUUGGUCUACCAGUAUGUUUGCCUUUAACAACCUUCCCAUGUUGUUUGUAUUUGGUCCAGAGUUUAGACACAGCUGACUGUGAACAACCAACAUCUUUUGCAACA
Molecule: messenger RNA, 883 nt
Organism: Thalassophryne amazonica
Lineage: Eukaryota; Metazoa; Chordata; Actinopteri; Batrachoidiformes; Batrachoididae
Product: N-lysine methyltransferase KMT5A-A-like
Exons: 6
Coding region: 155-661 (168 amino acids)
Molecular function (GO): protein binding
Source: RefSeq, a predicted model, not a curated record